Messenger RNA from Ambispora gerdemannii, 459 nucleotides. The record is from the annotation of a GenBank genome assembly. Lineage: Eukaryota; Fungi; Glomeromycota; Glomeromycetes; Archaeosporales; Ambisporaceae.
AUGGUCAGAAAAUUGCCUCGAAGAGCUCCGAUGACCUCCAAGCGAGGUCAUGAAUAUUAUAAGGGCACUGGAACGGGUGCCAUGGGAUGGCAUACUAAACGAGACGGGUAUAUUAUUGAUUGGAAUAAAGUUCGUACUUAUGUGGUUCCUCUCGAUUUGGAUACUUGUGAGCUUAAACCUUAUGUUUCUCCCAAGACACCAAAGUACAAAUACGACAUGACCCCAGUGAAAUAUUACAAUCUGAUCAAUGAAAAAUGGAAGCAGAAAUUCAAUAAUCCGAAACGCAAAAGUCCUGCUGUUGUUCAAUCGCGUGAUGAAACUCCAAUUCUUAUUGAUAACGAUAAGAGUCUAUAUAACUUAUUGGGAUCAACAAAAUUUAACUUUGGAGCAACUCCUGGAAUUGACUACUCUUCUCUGUCAAUUUGGGCAUUUCGAUAUAUGAAUAUUUUACGCUUUUAA